Molecule: messenger RNA, 989 nt
Organism: Arachis ipaensis
Lineage: Eukaryota; Viridiplantae; Streptophyta; Magnoliopsida; Fabales; Fabaceae
Product: chalcone--flavanone isomerase 1A
Biological process (GO): flavonoid biosynthetic process
Molecular function (GO): chalcone isomerase activity
Source: RefSeq, a predicted model, not a curated record
UAUGGUAUAAACAUAUUCUAUACGCCAAAUACCAAGGGGAUAAAACAAGAAAAUUGUAGCUUACAAGUUAAGACACCUUUAAUUUAUAGUUUGAGUAUGGCGGCGGAACCAUCCAUCACGGCAAUACAGUUCGAGAACCUUGUCUUCCCGGCGGUGGUUACUCCUCCUGGCUCCUCUAAGUCUUAUUUCCUCGCCGGCGCAGGGGAGAGAGGAUUGACGAUUGAUGGAAAGUUCAUAAAGUUCACCGGAAUCGGAGUAUACUUGGAGGACAAAGCGGUGCCAUCACUCGCCGGAAAGUGGAAGGACAAGUCCUCCCAACAAUUGCUCCAAACCCUUCACUUCUACAGAGAUAUCAUUUCCGGGCCGUUUGAGAAACUGAUUAGAGGAUCGAAGAUCCUGGCACUGAGUGGAGUGGAGUAUUCAAGGAAGGUGAUGGAGAAUUGUGUGGCACACAUGAAAUCCGUUGGGACUUAUGGCGACGCAGAAGCUGCAGCCAUUCAACAAUUUGCUGAAGCCUUCAAGAACGUCAACUUCAAACCUGGUGCCUCCGUCUUCUACCGCCAAUCACCACUGGGACACUUGGGCCUUAGUUUCUCCGAAGAUGGCAACAUACCGGAAAAAGAGGCGGCGGUUAUUGAGAACAAGCCAUUGUCAUCGGCGGUGUUGGAGACCAUGAUUGGAGAGCACGCCGUUUCUCCUGAUUUGAAACGCAGCUUGGCUGCAAGAUUACCUGCCGUUUUGCAACAGGGUAUUAUCGUCACACCACCACAACAUAACUAAUUAAAUUAUAUAUAUUAAGCUUUUGCUCAAAUAAAAAUAAUUGAAAUGUUAAUCACCAUUUUAAUUAUUCUUGUAAUUUUUGCCAUCAGCCUCGCUUUUAAUUUAAUUCAUCUACCCCAGUUGUGUUCCUCCAAUUUUAGGAAAAUAAAACACUGUUCAGCUUGUUGACUGAAAAAUAAAUUGAAAGAGUUAUAGUUUAUUGUAGUUAA